This is a messenger RNA of Porites evermanni, 3327 nucleotides long. The record is from the annotation of a GenBank genome assembly. Lineage: Eukaryota; Metazoa; Cnidaria; Anthozoa; Scleractinia; Poritidae.
AUGGCUGCCGUUGAGGAAUGUGGCGAUAGAGUUCUAGAAAUCACGGAUGACCAUGAAAAAGACUCCUUUUUGGUAAUGAAUGAGAUGCGAUCCUUCGACGAGUUAUGUGAUGUCACGCUUAAAGUAAACGGAAGGGAAAUUCGGGCCCAUCGAGUCAUACUAGCAGCUUGCAGCCCAUAUUUUCGAGCCAUGCUAACAACUGGGUUUGUUGAGAGCAAUUUGGGAACAAUAUCCUUACAAGACUGUGAUGAAAAUGUCGUAGAGAAACUUGUGGAGUUUUUUUACACUUGUGAGCUUACUAUCACUGAUUCCAAUGUAGAAAGUAUGCUGUGCGCGGCCGCUUUGUUCCAACUCCCUUCAGUAGUUGAGGAAUGCUCUAAUUUCUUAGAAACGCUUAUCCGCGUUGAAAACUGUCUCGGAAUUCAGUCACUGGCAAUGCAGUAUUCCUUGAAUCAUCUUGAAUCAAAAGUUAGCAGCUUUAUCAGUUGGAAUUUUAUCGAUGUUUCACGGGAGAACGAGUUUGUUUUGAUUCCUGCUGAACAGUUGAGCAAGAUAGUGGGAAGUGAUCGGUUGCAUGUUAAAAUGGAGGAAGAUAUAUAUGAAGCUGUGAUCAGAUGGUACAAGUAUGACAGAGAAGAAAGAUUCAGGUUCCAGGUAAGCUGUAUUUUGUAAGAUUAGUUGUUGAACCUCGUUCCUGGGGACGAGGUUGGACUUCCAUUUAACGUUCUCUGAGGCUUAAAUUAAAAUUUUAUAUGCGAGAAAAGUCAAAAAAUGAAUAUUCAUACUCGGGAUACAAAAAGACAGCAUUACUUCCUGUGAAAUUAAAAACCUUUCUCAGUCACUUACAUCAUAGGAGAUGAAUGAAAUGGCAUGACACAUGUACACAUGUGUCAACUGUGUCAGUCGUGUCAGUGUCUUGUCUGUCUUGCUAGCUGUCAAAAUUCUCCGGAAGAACAAAAAAGCGAGUCAGGUCAAAUGUCAUCAAAUACCAUUUUGAUUGGUCUCAAUAUUUUUUGGUGUGGUGGGGAAAAAUCCGUCCAUGAAAGACCUUCCUGGGAGCUCGCUCAGUGCGACUGUAGUUCACAAAACACUGAAGAUUUUGCUGUGUGGUGUAGACUUGUGUCGAAGGAAAUUAUGCCACUUCAAUGAUCGCGCUGGAGAGUGCGAAGUGGUUUGAUUUACAACACAUUUUUUUAUUUUGGACAAGGCCAAAGCACUCCUUAUUAGAAUAGGGAGUCAAAGAGCAUGAUUUACAUGAUAACAGGAGAGACACAAUAAAGGGCAGGAGUCGGGAGACAAAGGGUAAAAAAUGUACCGCAGGCGGGAGAACCGGUAAGAGAAGCGGGAGAUUCUGACCCCCGUCCCCCCAACUAGUAUGAUCAGAAUGAAGAGAAGUAAUAUAUCCGGUCACAUUAUAUUAGCCACUUAUUUUUGAAUUAUGGACUUUUUUCUAUCAAGUCUUUGUUAUACUGUUAGUUGCAUCUAAAUGUGGACAUGGGCAAAGAAAUAAUUAUGUUCUAAUAGGGUGCCAAGCAUGACUUGUCUGGUUCCCAAACAUUCAAAAUUUGAAGGGCAUUAGACAGAUGUUCAUAUGCCAAUUAGGUGACUGUUUGGUGGCUUAAAGUAUCUGAUCUGAUUGCUGUUUUAAGAUUUGAAGCAUGGUUUUAAAUGCUUGAAGGUGGAGUGUUGUUUCCACAAGAAGCUUAUUAGCCCCUAGUGGUACAUAGUGAACAUAUAGGUUUGAACUGAGUGUCAAGUAAUGCUGCAUUGGACACUUUAUAUAAUACCUUCAUUUUUUCGUUUUUUCCCACUCUUUCCUUUCUGUUGCUGCUGUUCUGUACACAUUUAUCUCCAAAAUGUUACCCACUUUAUAAGCCAUUCCUUUGAGACUCCUUCAGAUAAACCUUCAAUAUUCCCAGAUGCUACUUGCUAUGCAGUGUAUACCCACACAAAACUAAAUAUUUUUUCCCUUAAAUUCCCAGACUUGCUGAACAAGCUAAUGCCCUCAGUUAAAGUACACACAAAAGUGAGAAAAUUUCAAACUAGAAAAAAACUGCAUGGACGUAAGAUUACUCUUAAAAUAAGAAGACUAAAUGCACGUCAUUGUCAUGGUCGUGGCUUUCAUUCUUUAACACACCUUUUUGAACAUCUUGUAGGGUAUAUUUGAGUUGGUUCGUUUCCCUUGCAUGGGGAAAGAGUUCUUAAUGAACAUUGUCUUAAAAGACGAGCUCGUUCUUGCUGUAGAUAACUGGAAGAAGCUGAUAGAGGAAGUCAUAAAUGACUUGGCUUCUCCAUCAAGCAAUAAAAAGAAGUUAGCUUUAAGGCGAAAGUCUCCAAAUGUUCUUUACUUGAUUGGAGAACUAUCGAGCCGGAUUGAGACUUUUGAUCUUGAAAAUGGAAUCUGUCGCCCAGUAACAGGAAUGGCGCCAACCACUGGUACUGCUGUUGUCGUAAACGAAGAAUUAUAUGUUGUGCUGGGAGGUGGCACUCGAGUGGAAAAGUAUGAUACAAAAUUGAAUUCUUGGUACCAGAUCGGAAAUGGAACAAAGGAGAAUGACUGUGCCGUUUGCGAGAGUAUGGGCUCUAUUUAUGUUGUUGGGGGCGGAAAGCGCGCAAAAAGUUUCAACCUCGCGACUCGCACAUGGAACCAACUCCCCAGCAUGAGCAUGCGCAGGAGCUGUCACAGAGCUGUUGGCGUUCUGGGAAAAGUGUAUGCUAUAGGUGGAGUUACAAUCCCAGGGGACCUAGCAGUUGCCUCGGUUGAGUGUUUCAAUCCUGCGAGCAACCGAUGGGAAAAGGUGGAGCCCAUGAAAAAGGAACGCUUUCGUCACGAGUCUGCAGUGAUGAAGAAUAAAAUUUUCGUUAUUGGAGGUCUUGAUGGGCACAAAGCUCCUUUGAAGUCGGCUGAAGUGUUUCACCCAGCAACGAACUCGUGGAAUUUUAUAACUUCCACAAAUCAUCCACGACGUGAUUUUGGCCUGGGAGUUAUUCAAGAUAUGAUGUUUGUAUUUGGAGGUGGUGGGACUAAUACUAUUGAAAGCUAUAAUAGCAACUCUGAUGAGUGGAGGAUCGUCGGAAGUCUGGCUACUAGGUGGAACACUUUUCGUUGUGUUUUGUGUCCUUUGUUUAAGAUUUAACUUUUCAAAUUAUCUUUGUUCAAAUUCAGCAUCUGGAAAACACACUGUGGCUUUUUAAGUACCGUGGAAUGUAUUUAAAUACACCUUUGACAAGUCUCUUCUUUGAUUUGUCGCAAUGAUAAGGGUGCGUUUUGUAACAGAAGUUAAGGACCUUCAUGGAUAAUGUGAGGUAUCAAGUAAAAAAUCCCGA